This is a messenger RNA of Cinara cedri, 4776 nucleotides long. The record is from the annotation of a GenBank genome assembly. Lineage: Eukaryota; Metazoa; Arthropoda; Insecta; Hemiptera; Aphididae.
AUGUUGUACUUUAAUUUAAAACAUUUUAAAUAUUGGAUUAAUAAAAUUGAAUUGGUGUUUUUGCCAAAGAAAUUAAAACAGCCUCAAUCAAUAUUAAUGAGUAAGUUAAUAGAUAUCAAUAAAUAUGAACAGAAAGCAGUUUCAUUGGCUGUUCAACUAAUUAAUGAAGGUGGUGUCAUAGCACUUCCCACGGAUACUGUUUAUGGACUAGCGACAAAUGCUCAAAAUCCAACUUCUAUAUCUAAAUUGUACAAUAUCAAAGGCCGUAAUCUAAAAAAACCUAUUGCUAUAUGUACAUACCAUGUAAAUGAUAUUUACAAUUGGGGAAAAAUUAGUCAUUUGCCAUUUGGUAUUUUAAAUGAAUUGUUACCUGGACCUGUAACAGUUGUACUUCAGAGAACAACUUCCUUGAACAAUUCUUUAAAUCCUAACGAGUCAAAAAUUGCUAUACGCGUACCUAACAGUGGAUUCGUGUGUAAAAUUGUUAGCCAUUUAAAAAAUCCAAUCGCUCUAACGAGUGCAAAUGAGAGCAACAAACCUAGCUCAUUGCAACCAGUUGAAUUUUCAACUCUGUGGCCCAAAUUAGAUGCCAUUUUUGAUGGCGGUCAAAUUGGGUGUUCAAUGGAAUCACGUCAAGGUUCUACUAUAGUGGAUUUAACUGUCAAAAAUCAUUAUAGUAUAAUAAGAGCAGGGUCUGCACUCCAUAAUACCAAAUCUAUACUACACCAAUUUGGCCUAAAGGAAUUAUAAUGAUGAAUAAUUUAUUAAGAAAUAUUAUUAGUGAUAAGGGACGCAAGGACAAUUCUAUCAAGGUGUCCAUUAUACAUUAUUUUAAAGAAAGAUUAAAUGAGUUUCACAGUGAGUUUAAAGAUACCGAAGAAAAAAUAACUAGUUCCAAUCAAGUUGUUGAUAAAUUAUUGUGUAACUUGGAAGCAUUUUUUUUACAUGGUCUUAAGGAAUCAUUCAUCAGUCAGUUAUCUAUUGUGAUUGGAGAUGAUGUGGAUAAAAAUGUGAAUAUCAACUUUUGGCACUAUCUUCUUGUUCUUUCUCCAAGCGGUAUUGUAGAUCAAGUAAAUAUAUAUUUUAUUUUAUGAUUAAAUAGUUUGGCUUAUUGUAUUGUUUGUACUGUAUUUUAAUUUAACGAUUUCAGAUAAAUUCAUUAAAACAUGUUAAAACUGAUGUGGGAAGAUGCCGUGCUUGGAUUCGUUGUACAUUAAAUGAUGGUGUGUUCCGUAGUUAUUUAAUGUCUGCUUUUAAAUACCGUCGAUACAUUAUUAAAUUUUAUAACAAGACGGCAAUUAUACGGGACAGUGAUAGUUUUGAACAAAUUAUUGAUCUGUUAGAAGGAAUUGAACAAUAUCAGUUUUGUCUCACUUUGAACUCAAGUCUUUUAAAUAAUUGGCCUAACAGCACAUUAAUGUUAGCUGGUUAUUGGACUCCAGCUUUAAAAAAUAACCCAUUAUGUCGCAACAAUUCUCAACUAGCUGAACUUGCUGAAGCAACAGAAGUUUAUGAACCCGCAUUAAAAAUUGACAAGUCUGAGGGCAGUUAUACAUCCUCCAUUUGUUCAUCCUUUAUCGAUGAAGACGUAUUAUAUAAACCCACUGUAGGUAUCGACGAAGAUGUUGGUUGGAAUUUGAUAAUGAAUCAGCCAUCUACUUCAUUCAAUACAACCUAUGUUAAAAAAGACACACAUUCUAUUGAAUUAGUAAAAGAAAACACUUCUAACCAAGAAAUUGGUGCAGCAAUGAAAUCUAGCAGUGAUAUUACAACAAAAGAAGAUCAAUUAGAAGAAUCUUCUGAGCAAGAUAAUCAAAAUAUUUUAUCUAGUGAAGAACCCAAACAUGUAGACCAAAGUUUCAAUGAUUUAUUAGAAUCCUAUAAUUUGAGAGCGAAGAAAUUGACCCUUCCUAAAGUGGAGGAUUUGUUUAAACAGUUAACAGACUCAAACUCAAUUGAACAACCUAAUGCUACUGAUUCAGAAAACUUGGACGAUGUAAGUUAAACAAAUUAUGUAUACAAAUAUUUGAAAUGUAUGAAAAUGAUUAUUAUUUUAAAUUUGCUACAUAAUUAUUAAUUAUUAAUUACAGUAUGAAAAAGACUAUGUUCAGGUUUCCAUACACCCAAAUCAUUUGAGCUUGGAUGUAAUUAUUAUUUGUAUUGUUAAUAUUAUUUUUUAACAUUUAUGAUACUAAUUUUUUGAAAAUAUGGUUUUAGCUUUUAAAACAGUAUUUAGAAUAUUUGUUUACGCCCCCAAAGGAACUCGGUUUAGUGUCUCAAGAUUACAUGUGUAAAAGUUGUAAUGAAACUAUUGGCAUUGGUUUUGGAGAAUAUUUGUGAGUAUUAAAAACAUAUUUAAUAUAUUUGAAUAAAUAUAUAUAUUUUUUUUUAUUUAGCAAAUGCAAUUUUACAUCAUGUUAUUAUUGUGUGCAUUGCUUUGGAUCAGAAACUUGGCCAAUACCUGUGAAAAUAUUGUUGGAUUGGGAUUUCAAACAAUAUCCUGUGUCAAACAGUAGUUCAUCAUUUUUAGGAGAAAUACAAUAUCACCCCCUUUUCAAUAUGAGGAGUACUCAUCACAAAUUGUACAAUGCUAACAAAGAAAUGAAAAAAUCAAAAGCAAGUGCAAAAAUAUAAUAAACUGACAAUAGAAUUAUCUUUAAAUGGCCACUUAUUAUUAUGUUGUAGGAAUUGCGUUGGCAAAUUUAUUAUAUGUAUAAUUACUUAUCUACUUGCAAGUUUUACAACAUUGAAGAAUUGUCCAAAGAAAUAUGGCCCCGUGUUUACUUUUUUAACAAUAUUCAUUUAUACUCAUUCUCAGUAAAUGCUUUUUAAUUUAGUGUGCAGAGAACUUAUAGUUUAAUUGUUUUUAUUCUGCAGGAUCUCCAAGAGAUCUAUUCUGGUACUUUAUUUGAAUUUCUAGAGUACAAGAUUGAAAUUAUCCGAGGACAUAUUUAUAAUUGUGCUGUGUGUAGCCAAAAAGGUUUCAUUUGUGAACUUUGUCAAAACCCUAAAAUAAUAUAUCCCUUUGACCUUCGCGAUAAUUAUCGAGUAAGAAUAUUAGCAAUUUAUUAUCAUUUAAAAUAAUUUUAUAAAUGACCAUCUAACUAAAAAAAAAUUUGUUGAUUUUUGUAUCAUCUUACAUUAUAUUUUGUUCAGUGAGAGUGAGUUUUGUUAGUCCCGGUAUUCCCACUAGUAAUGAACAUGCACAGAAUCAGUGCAUUCUCUCACUGGGCAUAGUAUAGUAUAGGAAAAAUAAUACCAUUAAAAUUUGUUUAUUAGUUAUGGUAAUUUUUAAAUCCUGUGCAAUGUCACAAGUUUUUUUUGCAGUUUAUAUACAAAUAAUGUAUAGCAAUAUUUCUCUGUGCUCUAACAAAAUAAAUGCUAAAGAACCUUUUUUUUAAAUCACCUAAUCAUAAGUAUUAAACAGUACCUUAUAACUAUCUAUUAAUGUAAUUAUUUAAGUAUCAUUUUGGUUCAAUAGUUCAGUAAAUAAUAAAAACUUAUCUACAUUAUAAUAUUAUACUUGUAUUAUAUUAUGGAUUUACUGUUCAUUGGAAACUAAAAUUCCAUUUUGCAUGUUCAGUUUUUAUAUACUCCUGGCGUAUUCUAGGUGAAAUUGUACUAAUCAGGUAUAUAAUAUUUUGACUGCUGUACAUUUUAAGUCUUUAGUGUGUCUUUAUAAAACCCUAUAUUUGCUUAUCUUUAUUUAUAAUAUGAUUUUUGCGGUCUUUAAAAUAUAAUUUUGUAUGUAUAAUGAAGGUCUUUUAUUGAAUGUGUGUUAACUAUGAUAUCAGUGUCAGUACCAUUAUAAUUAAAAUGAAUAUAAUGUGUUUUUCUUUUAAAUUAAAUUUGUUUGCAUUUUAUGUAGUUCACUUUUAUAUCAUUAACUUGAUACCAAUUAGUGAAGAGUGUUGAAUAUAUGUUGAAAGUUAUGGCAAUAGUCAAAAUUGUUUAUAUACAUUAUACAUUUUAUCAUCAGUUUACAAUUUCAUGUUACAAUUCACUGGUUCAAAGUCAUUUAUGUACAGAGUAAAUAAAUCUGCCAAUAAGACUCUUGAGGAAAUCCUGAUUUUGCAUGAAUGGGUUUAAAAAGUAUAUUAUUGAUCUUUACAUAAGUUACUCUGUCCAUUAGAUAGGAUUUGAACUAAUUUAGCAUAUUGUCAUGUAAACCUAUGAUUAUUAUUACCUAUAUUAAAAUGUAGGUAUGUAAUUUAUUAUUAAAAUAUUGAACCAAAAUGCAAUAUAAUUAUAAAAAUUGUUAGUUUACAAAGUACUUUUUAAUACCAAUAAUUAGAUACUUAAAAGUUAAAAAAGAAAUAAGUUUUUUAGCAUUUAUUUUACCUUAAAACAUGGCUGGAGAAAUAUUGUCAUGUAUUGUUAUGGCAAAUCAAUCUGGUUGAGAUGUUAAAAAUCCCUAUAACUAGCAAACAAAUUUUAGUGGUAUCUUGUUUUUCAUUAUAUAAUGUAUUAUAAUUUGAGACAGUCAAUUUUUAGUGCACAAAUCAAUUUUUCCAAUUUUCUUAUGACUUCUAUGAUUUAAAAAAACAAAAUUACCAAUUCAUAGAAUUAUUAUAGGUCAUAAAUCGACAACUUUAAUUAACUCUAAGCAGUUACUCUAUGCCUACAAUAAUAUUAAGUUUCUGUUUUUAGUGUCAUCGGUGUAAAUCAGUUUUCCAUCGAAAAUGUUACAGAGAAAAAAAAAUUUGUCGUAAAUGUGAACGAGAAAAAAUUAGAAAGAUUAAGAAUACUUCUAAUAGUGCCGAUGAAGAUGAUUGA